AUGGCGGCGCCGCAGAGGGCCGUGCAGGAGGCGGGGCGUGAGCAGCUGCAGGGGCGGCGCUCGCCAAAUCUGCCGUGCGCCGAGCGGCCGCCGCAGCCGGCGCCAGCGCCGGCGCCGGCGCCGCUGGCGCCCGCGGCGGCGCCGCCGCCGCUGUUUUGGGAGCUUGGAAUGCAAGAGCAGCAGCAGCAGCAGCAGCAGCAGAUGCUGCUGGCCCACCACCAACAGGAGCGGCAGCGCCAGCUGCUGCAGCUGCAGCAAGAGCAGGAGCAACAACAGGAGCUGAAGCUGCGGCAGCAGCAGCUGCUGCAGCUGCAGCUGCAGCACCAGCAGCUGCAGCAGCGGGAGCAGCAGCAGCGGCAGCUCGCGCGGCAGCUGCUCGCGCAGCAGCUGCAGGCGCAGCUGCCGCCCUGGCAGCUCACCGAGCUGUCUCUUCUGCCGCCCGGCGCCGCCGCCGCCGCCGCCGCUGGCCUCCCGCUGCCGCCGCUGCUGCCACUGCACGUCGCCUUGCCCGGGCACCUCCCGACCCAGCACCUGCCGCCCCAGCAGCUUCCGCCCCAGCAGCUUCUGCCGGCGCUCGAGCCCGGCACCGCGGCCGCCAGCAGCGCCAGCAGCGCAAGCGGCCGCCCGCCGGCGCCCGCGGCGGCGGCGCCGCCGCCGCAGCCCUUCGGCCUGCUGCCGAUCGGCGGCGCGGCCGCCGCUUGCGGGGGCGGCGGCGCCGCGGACACGAGCGGUAGUGGUGGAUCUGAAGGCAGUGUUUUGGACGCGGCGUCGGACGGCGCGGAGACGUCGGCGCGCGACUGGCUGGGCGCGGGUGAUGAUGAGUGGCUGGCUUGCCUGAUAGCAGACGACCUGAUGACAGCUUAG
Molecule: messenger RNA, 864 nt
Organism: Monoraphidium neglectum
Lineage: Eukaryota; Viridiplantae; Chlorophyta; Chlorophyceae; Sphaeropleales; Selenastraceae
Exons: 1
Coding region: 1-864 (287 amino acids)
Source: RefSeq, a predicted model, not a curated record